CAAUGUUAUGGAAUAAAUGAUAUUGACUGCUGAAAUCUGAAACAAAUGCAUUAUUAUUUCGCCGGUAUUUAAAUAUCGGAGUGGCAGAUGCUCUGCGUUGUGUGUGCGUUCAUUUCACGAUGACACCCGAUUAUCAAAGAUCGGAAUCAUAUUUAACAAGUGUUGUAGAAGCCAAUUGCCAAAAUACUUCCAAUGUCAACGUGAACAGAAAGGGUUUGUUAGAAUCCUGGAUUGACGAGACAAUUUAUUUUGGGAUUUUGAGUUUUAAGCAUUUUUCUGUAGAACAAUGUUGAAUGGACGGAAAUUACCUCAGCAUUGUAAUGAACACAUUUUUAAUUAGUGACAGAAAAGCAGCACUUUUGGAAUAACAUAUUUUUGAACUCGAAACUGAAGUUCUUGCUGAACUUCAUGUUCUUUUUUCAAAUUUGCUCAGCAACAUUCUAGUAAAAAAAUGAGUGCAUAUAAAGACGGGUACCAAGACAAUGCUAAUUCAGUUGCCAUAGCGACUGGUGGGGUCAAGGACACUGUCGAUCGAAUAGUUCGGGGUCAUGCAGCCGUUGUCUUCUCGAGACCAGGAUGCCCUUACUGUCUGGGUGCCAGAAAUAUUUGCCGGAAGUACAUGAAACGGACGAUUAAACCGGAAGAGGUGUGUUUUGUGGACGUUGAGGGGCAGACGGACGCUCGGGCUUACCGGAAUUACCUCAAACUUGUUACAGGAAACUCAGUGCUCCCGGCGGUGUUUGUUCAAGGCAGCUACAUCGGCGGCUUGGAGCAGCUGACCGCUUUACACCGGGACGACCGCUUAGCGGAGAUGCUCCGAACGGCCACACAAAAUGACCCGUUUUCAGGGAUUCCUUCAGGAAAAACAGCCAAAUGAUCGCCCUGCAGAUGGGUUAACGUCGAGAGUAGUAAAUGCUCCGGCCGUCUUGUAGACAGGCUCCGACCGUUUGUGUCGCCGGACCUCACCAGGGAUAACUAGAAGGGCUUCGGUCAUUUGUUUCCAGCUGAUCGCUACCAACACGGAUAAUCGCCCAGCAGAGAUGCUCAUACCGCCCGUUCCCACCAACUAUGUCUGUCCACAGAUAAAACUAGAUUACGGCCAUUCGCCAUGGAUAGGCUGACGCUAUACUGGAUGUUCACGGUCCCCACGACCUUCAAGAAGAACGGUCUUCAAAACAUAUUGCAGCCGACCGUUCCCGCUUAGAAGAAUAAGAAUAAUUCCGCUUGCUUACGUAAAAUAUUUUUCGGAGAGUCGUAAAAGCUGGGUCCGUCCACUGCCAACUGUUGGUCUCAUUUAUAACCUAUAUAGGACCCUCCGUCUGAGGAAACAUUUCGUGCUCAUAUCAGAGUCGAUGACA
This is a messenger RNA of Mya arenaria, 1358 nucleotides long. RefSeq lists its product as uncharacterized. Gene Ontology annotation, biological process: cellular response to oxidative stress. Bases 452 to 877 code for a protein of 141 amino acids. NCBI's taxonomy places the organism in Eukaryota, Metazoa, Mollusca, Bivalvia, Myida, Myidae. Gene Ontology annotation, cellular component: cytoplasm. Gene Ontology annotation, molecular function: glutathione disulfide oxidoreductase activity. The record is from RefSeq and is a predicted model, not a curated record. The transcript is spliced from 2 exons.